AUUCCACAGACUUUCGCUCCCUAGCAGCGGGUCGGAGAUCGAAGGAACGGGCCAAUUGCGGCUGAAACGUCUUUGGAAGGAGGAAGGGGGUGAGGGAGCAUCCCUUUGAGUUUCGCCUCUUCUCGAGGCGGUGGUGGGAAGGGAGACAUACUUAAUACUGCCCUCUUAAUCCAACGGACCUUACAUCGUGUAGACUGCCGGGAGGGCGGCGGGAAAAGGGCAAGACGGGAGUUGGGGAAGGGAAGGAGCCAGGAAGCCGCGCGGGAGGGCGCGCGCGCGCGCCCCUUUUUCAGCAGUGUGGCGGGGUCGCACGCACGCCCGCCUCGGCGGCUGGGCGCGAUUUGCGACAGUGGGGGGGGCGGUGGAGGUGGCGGCGGCAGCGGCAACUUUGCGGCAAGCUCGGGCCGGGCUUGCUUGACGGCGGUGUGGCGGAGGCCCCGCCCCAGGCGGCAGGAACCUGGAGGGAGGCGGAGGAAUAUGUCCGAGAGGGAAGUGUCGACUGCGCCGGCGGGAACAGACAUGCCUGCGGCCAAGAAGCAGAAGCUGAGCAGUGACGAGAACAGCAAUCCAGACCUCUCUGGAGACGAGAAUGAUGACGCUGUCAGUAUAGAAAGUGGUACAAACACUGAACGCCCUGAUACACCUACAAACACGCCAAAUGCACCUGGAAGGAAAAGUUGGGGAAAGGGAAAAUGGAAGUCAAAGAAAUGCAAAUAUUCUUUCAAAUGUGUAAAUAGUCUCAAGGAAGAUCAUAACCAACCAUUGUUUGGAGUUCAGUUUAACUGGCACAGUAAAGAAGGAGAUCCAUUAGUGUUUGCAACUGUAGGAAGCAACAGAGUUACCUUGUAUGAAUGUCAUUCACAAGGAGAAAUCCGGUUGUUGCAAUCUUACGUGGAUGCUGAUGCUGAUGAAAACUUUUACACUUGUGCAUGGACCUAUGAUAGCAAUACGAGCCAUCCUCUGCUGGCUGUAGCUGGAUCUAGAGGCAUAAUUAGGAUAAUAAAUCCUAUAACAAUGCAGUGUAUAAAGCACUAUGUUGGCCAUGGAAAUGCUAUCAAUGAGCUGAAAUUCCAUCCAAGAGAUCCAAAUCUUCUCCUGUCAGUAAGUAAAGAUCAUGCUUUACGAUUAUGGAAUAUCCAGACGGACACUCUGGUGGCAAUAUUUGGAGGCGUAGAAGGGCACAGAGAUGAAGUUCUAAGUGCUGAUUAUGAUCUUUUGGGUGAAAAAAUAAUGUCCUGUGGUAUGGAUCAUUCUCUUAAACUUUGGAGGAUCAAUUCAAAGAGAAUGAUGAAUGCAAUUAAGGAAUCUUAUGAUUAUAAUCCAAAUAAAACUAACAGGCCAUUUAUUUCUCAGAAAAUCCAUUUUCCUGAUUUUUCUACCAGAGACAUACAUAGGAAUUAUGUUGAUUGUGUGCGAUGGUUAGGCGAUUUGAUACUUUCUAAGAGUGGCCGUGCCAUUUUACAUUCCCACCAGCAAUGUAUGAGAGAUCCAGUGUCUCCGAAUCUUCGCCAGCAUUUGUCUUGUGAAAAUGCCAUUGUGUGCUGGAAACCUGGCAAGAUGGAAGAUGAUAUAGAUAAAAUUAAACCCAGUGAAUCUAAUGUGACUAUUCUUGGGCGAUUUGAUUACAGCCAGUGUGACAUUUGGUACAUGAGGUUUUCUAUGGAUUUCUGGCAAAAGAUGCUUGCAUUGGGCAAUCAAGUUGGCAAACUUUAUGUUUGGGAUUUAGAAGUAGAAGAUCCUCAUAAAGCCAAUCGUGACCACUGAUGUGCCAGUCUGCUUCAGUCUCUACCAAGCCCAGAACUUCACCCUCUAUCGGGUCCUGAGGAAAAGCAGCUUCCACGGUUUAUUUCAAGCUGGAUGAGGAUCCAAUUGAUGCCAUAUCCCUGUUGUAGCCUUUUGUGGUGAGACAAGGCGCUCAUCAGGACAGCAGAUUCUUCAAAGCCUUCCACACCAAUGUGAAGGACAGUAAGAUGUGGAAGUUCCUGGGUUUUGUUUUUGGACAAUGGGAACCAAGGGUGGCAUCCCUACACUCCAUAGUGUAGGGCCUGACACGAUGUAAACUCCCUCCUCCAGUAAUCAUUCAUCAAGAGUUUCAGUGUUGUGAUAACCUGUGAGUUCUCCACAUAGUGGCACAUCAUGGACCUCAUUUCCUUCCUGGAUUACAACUGCACCUUGGACAGUGAGGGCUCUUUUGGAAGUGCACACCUAGCUGACCUGCCCUCCAACUCAAAAGUGGACAAGACCUGUUCAGAGGUGUUAAGCACCCCCACACUCAAUGUCCAUUCAGGCCAAAAGUAUGCUCUUUGCCCCAAGGGAACCAAAGUCAUGAUGACAUAUGCCAGAGCUUGGGUAAAGGAUACAGUGAGGAUUCUUGGAUUUCAGAACAAAGUAUUCCUGGAGCCCCCUGUACUUCAUGAAGCCUAUGUCCAGCUUGUUGUCAAAGAAAUGUAGAUUAAUUCAAAAGGAACACAGGAUUCUAUCGGUCCUUUUCCUAGUCCUGAAGACAAGGUCAGCUAUGUAAUAUCCAGGGCCCAGUGCAAAAUGAAAAGGCAAACUCCUUGGGCCGGGUGCGGUGGUUCAUGCCUGUAGUCCCAGCACUUUGGGAGGCUGAGGUGGGCGGAUCAUCUGAGGUCAGGAGUUUGAGACAGCCUGGCCAACAUGGUGAAACCUCGUCUCUACCAAAAAUACAAAAGUUAGCUAGGCAUGAUGGCAUGUGCCUGUAAUCCCAGCUACUUGGGAGGAUGAAGCAUGAGAAUCACUUGAGCCCGUGAGGCAGAGGUUGCGGUGAGCUGAGAUUGUGCCACCACACUCCAGCCUGGGCAACAGAGUGAGACUCUGUCUCAAAAACGAAAAACCAAAAAACAGAAAAGGCUGGGCACGGUGGUUCAUGCCUGUAAUCGCAGCACUUUGGGAGGCCAAGGCAGGAGGACUGCUUGAGCCCAGGAGUUUGAGACCACCCUAAGCAACAUAGCAAGACGCUGUCUCUACAAAAUAUUUGAAAAUUAGCUGGGUGGAGUAGUGUGCACCUGUAGUCCCAGCUACUAGGGAGGCUAAGGUGGGAGUAUCACUUGAGCCCAGGAGGCUGAGGCUGCAGUGAGCUGUGAUCACACCACUGCAAUCCAGCCAGGGUGACAGAGCAAGACCCUGUCUCAAAAAAAGAAAAAAAAAUUAAAAGGAAAAAUUAGGUUAAAGGUACUAACUAUAAAGCUUUUUCCAUCCUUUAACAAUUUCUCAACUGGUCGUGGUUUUAAAUUUUGCUACUUAAUGCCAUUCUAAGUAAAGUAAAAUUGUUAGCAUGAAUUUUAUUAUUCAUUUUCAUAUUGUGUAAUGAUCAUUUUAUUUUUUUGAGACAGAGUUUCGCUCUUGUUGCCCGGGCUGGAGUGCAGGGGUGUGAUUUCAGCUCACUGCAACUUCCGCCUCCCAGUUUCAAGAGCUUCUCCUGCCUCAGCCUCCUGAGUAGCUGGGAUUACAGGCGUGCGCCACCAAGCCCAGCUAAUUUUUGUAUUUUUAGUAGAGACAGGGUUUCACCAUGUUGGCCAGGAUGGUCUCGAACUCCUGACCUCAAGUGAUCCAACCUGCCUCAGCCUCCCAAGGUGCUGGGAUUACAGGUGUGAGCCACCAGGCCUGGUGUAAUGAUCAUUUUAAAUACAAACAUAAGAGCCUUUACCUCUUAUGUGAAAUUAGAAAUUACAGAAUUGAUAUUUGUGUCUCAUACACACAAGUAUUUUGUUCUUACCAGGGGAGUGGAAACUCUGCACAAAAGUAACUCCACUUUUAUUUGAGACAGAGUCUCGCUCUGUCGCCCAGGCUGGAAUGCAGUGGUGCAAUCUCGGCUCACUGCAGCCUCCACCUCUCAGGUUCAAGCAAUUCUCCUGUCUCAGCCUCCUGAGUAGCUGGGAUUACAAAUGUGUGCCACCACAGCCAGCUAAUUUUUUUUUUUUUUGGUAUCGUUAGUAGAGACGGGGUUUCGCCAUGUUGGCCAGGCUGGUCUGGAACUCCUGGCCUCAAGUGAUCCGCCCGCCUCAGCCUCCCAAAGUGCUGGGAUUACAGGCGUGAGCCACUGUGCCUGGCUGAGAUGACAAAUAGGAUGAAGUCUUGGGGUGUUUCGAAGGAAAAAAAAUGGGGUGAGAAAGGAAUAAGAGGUGGCUUUGAGUAUAUCAUCUACUACAAAAUACUGGAAAAAGGCUGGUAGAAACUCAGUGACUUUAAAAUUAUCUUUAAGCAAAUGCCUGAGAAAGGCAAAAGUCUAAAGAAAUGAUGGUCACUUUUUCCAGAAGUGCUUAAAGAAUUGAAAUGCUCCUUUGAGGCAAAGGGGACAGUCAUUCUGCUUAAUUGCAUCUUCAGGCUUGAACAAGGUAUCAUCUAGGACAGUAGGUUUUAAAUUUUUUUUAAUGCAACCCACAGUAAGAAAUAGACUAUACAGGCCAGGUGCGGUGGCUCAGGCCUGUAAUCCCAGCACUUUGGGAGGCCGAGGCGGGCAGAUCACGAGGUCAGGAGAUCGAGACUAUCCUGGCUAACACGGUGAAACCCCGUCUCUACUAAAAAUACAAAAAAUUAGCCGGGCACGGUGGUGGGCACCUGUAGUCCCAGCUACUCGGGAGGCUGAGGCAGGAGAAUGGUGUGAACCCGGGAGGUGGAGCUUGCAGUGAGCCAAGAUAGCGCCACUGCACUCCUGCCUGGGCGAAAGAGCGAGACUCCGUCUCAAAAAAAAAAAAAAAAAAAAAAAGAAAUAGACUAUACAUAAUAACCCAAUCAUACACACAUAUAGAAAGUCCCAUGAAACAAUAUACUUACUAAUAUGAUGCAUUCUGAAAUUUUCUAUUUCUUUUUUUUUUUCUUUUUGUAAUGCUGGUUGUAACUCACUAAAUUGAUUUCACAACCUGCCCAUGGAUCUCAGCCUGCAGUGUGAAACACAGUAACCUAGGGAAAAUGAGUCUAGAUGGCUUUUACCAAGGGUAGUGGAAGUGGGGCCCACAUUGUGAGAAAUACAACCAUAAGUAAAAAGUGCUAAAUGGCCUCUCUUUAACCAGAGACCACAGUCUGUAACUUCCCCUGCUUUCAGUGGUUACCUCUGGGUUUCCCCUGUUGUGAUUUAUAGAAAAUGACUAUCACUUUGGAAUUGAGCUGGUGGAUUUCUACAAAGAUUCUUGGUAUUUCAUGGUUAUUUUCUGAUGUAGAGCAAGACUUCAUGUGAAUGAAAGCAGAUUCAUUUUGCCUUUCUUGCUUGGGUACCCCAGGCUGAUGUGGAAUAAAAAAUUGUUGGGUGAUUUCUCUUACAUUUCUGCAUAAUGAGUGAGGGAAGUGUGUGUGUUUAAUUCCGAAACCAAUAAACUGGGUUGCCAGAAAA
This is a messenger RNA of Homo sapiens (human), 5347 nucleotides long. The record is from RefSeq and is a predicted model, not a curated record. NCBI's taxonomy places the organism in Eukaryota, Metazoa, Chordata, Mammalia, Primates, Hominidae.